Molecule: messenger RNA, 3664 nt
Organism: Erpetoichthys calabaricus (reedfish)
Lineage: Eukaryota; Metazoa; Chordata; Cladistia; Polypteriformes; Polypteridae
Product: suppressor of tumorigenicity 14 protein homolog
Exons: 19
Coding region: 175-2829 (884 amino acids)
Biological process (GO): proteolysis; acrosome reaction
Molecular function (GO): protein binding; serine-type endopeptidase activity
Source: RefSeq, a predicted model, not a curated record
UGCAGAGGGAAUGGUACUUGAGCGGCGGUCAGAAAGACGACUUUUCAUUUCACUCUCACUUUUUGCAAGCAGCAUCAGCGCUUUACUUCUCCGUUGCUUCAGACUAGGCUGUGCUUUACAUUUUUAUUGUUUGGUUUCUUUUUUUUUUCAGUUUAUUUAUCCCCAAUAAAGGCGAUGAUAACAUUUCCUAAAGAGAGGCUUAGCGAGAUUUACAGCAUAUCAAAUUAUCGCAAGUGCGGUGACAGCCAAACACCUGAGAAGAUUUAUCACUUUACAGAGCAUCAGAAAGAAAGCUGGAGUCGGGAUCAGUGCCCUGAUCGCUCACAACCUGCAACGUUUCAACCUUCCCCAUGCAGGAUUCGUCUUUGCUGGAGAGGGUGUGUUCUUUCGAGAUCUGCAAAAAUCAAGGCUUACAAAAUAUGGCUUCUCGGACCAGUACCAGCAGCCCUGUUGAUUGUUGCAGCAAUAACUAUUAUCCUUUGCUACUGUUUGACACCUGCCAUUUCCACAUUCUACCUUGGUGGAAGUGUUGAAAUCACCAAUGUAUCUUUCACAAGUGAGCUGGCAGAUCCUCAGUCCCAGCAGUUUCUUUUACAAGCUGAAGCCAUUCGAAAUUACUUUGCUACGAUAUAUGCAUCAUCAGUUUGGGGAAAAUAUUAUUUAAAGUCCGUCAUUACUGCUUUUAGUGAAGGAGAACAAGGAGCUAAAGCAUUCUACUGGUGUAAAUUUUCUGCACCAGCUAAUAUUGCACACCAAAUGAAAAACACAAGAUCCUUCAAUCUACAAAGAGUUAUUGGAAUUAAAUCGAAAAUUAACUUUACUCGUGCUCGCGAGGAGGUAUACUCGUUUGAUGAAGAUUUAGACCCAAUUGAGUUAUUUGAUUCUAAUUCUGGAGAGUAUGAUCUAGGAGUGAAAUCGGCAAUAUCAUUUGACCUUUAUGCGAAAUAUGGGAACAACAGAACAUUAACCUUGACGAGUCCCAAGAAACCUUAUUAUCAAUGGAGACUAAGAGUUCCUUCUGGUCAUGUGGUUCGAUUAGUUAUUGUUACAUUGCAUGGAGCAUCACCAGGAAACUGUGCAGCUCAUAAGCUCUCUGCCUAUGAUUUUUUAUUGCCCCUUCAAAAUAAGAUAAUUGCAAGGUGGUGUGGCAUACCAGUAACAUGGACUCCUCCUGUCAUAAAAUUAACUUCAUCUGGUAAUGUGAUGCUAGUAACUUUCUCAUUCAACAGGCAAAGAGAUAGUGCCAUUUUUAAGGCUUAUUUUCAAGCUGUUCCAAAAACAGGCUGCGGUGGAAGCAUUAGCUCUUGGAAUGGUACACUGUCUUCUCCUUAUUACCCUAGCCAUUAUCCUCCUAAUGUUGAUUGCACAUGGAAUGUAAAAGCUCCAGUGCGUGGAUAUUUAAUAUCACUUACAAUAGUAUUUCUAGAUAUUCAAGAUUCACCAACUUCAAACUACUGUGACAAAGACUGGCUUGACAUAAAUGGUGUCAGACUUUGCAAUCCUAUAGUUGAAAGCAGCCGAAAAAGAGUGUAUUCAUCUCCUGUUAGUCUCCAUUUCCACUCAGAUGAAUCUAUUACUCGAAGGGGUUUUUACAUCUUGUACAGGGCUUUCAGUUAUGAAGAUCCUUGUCCAAAACAAUUCCAAUGUAAAGAUGGCAAAUGUAUCUCUUUGAAGAAUCGUUGUGAUGGCUGGAAAGACUGCUCAGAUGGAAGUGAUGAAAUUAAAUGCACCAAAUGUAGACAAGGGGAAAUUGACUGUGGAAAUGGUCAAUGCCGACCAAAUCCUAGACUUUGCAAUGAGAAAAAUGAUUGUGGAGACAGUAGUGAUGAAACAGACUGCAGUUUAGAAGAAUGUUACUUCUACUGCCCAAAUGGAAUCUGUAUUCCUCAGUCAUCCCUUUGUGAUGGGAUAGUGGAUUGUAAAGACCGCAGCGAUGAAAUAAACUGUUCUAGAGCAUUUCAAAAAGUUUGUGCUUCAUCUUCUUACAAAUGCCGUGAUGGGAAAUGUGUUAGCAAAAUAAAUCCUGAAUGUGAUGGCAUGAAAGACUGUGCUGAUGGAGUUGAUGAAUUAGGCUGUGGAUGUGGAACAAGGCCUUCAAAGAAAACCAAAAUAGUUGGUGGUGAAGAUGCUCGGACUGGAGAGUGGCCUUGGCAAGUUAGCCUUCAGAUGGGAAAAUAUGGACAUAUCUGUGGAGCAUCAGUCAUUUCUAGCAAGUGGCUGCUGUCAGCUGCACACUGUUUUCAGGACUCUGACGCUAUCAGGUACUCUGAUGCUUCAACAUGGAAGGCAUAUAUGGGCAUGAGGAUUAUUAACAGAAUAAGCAAUUCUGUUGUGACAAGGUACAUCAAAAGGAUUGUUGUCCAUUCACAAUAUGACCAAUAUACCUCAGAUUAUGAUAUUGCUUUGUUGGAAUUAAAUGCUGCUGUAUUCUUCAAUGAGUUUGUACAGCCUAUUUGUUUACCUGCAAGCAGUCACUUCUUCAGUAUUGAGAAUAACUGCUUUGUCACUGGAUGGGGAGUUCUGAUGGAAGAUGGUGAACUAGCAUCAGUGUUACAAGAAGCAACCGUGAAAAUAAUCAGUCAUAAUACAUGCAACAAAUUUUAUGAUGAUGCGGUGACGCCCAGAAUGCUUUGUGCUGGAAAUUUGCAUGGAGGGGUAGACGCAUGCCAGGGAGAUUCUGGUGGACCGUUAGUGUGCCAAGAGAAAGGAAAACGUUGGUUUCUAGCAGGCAUUGUCAGUUGGGGAGAAGGAUGUGCCCGGAGAAAUCGACCAGGUGUCUAUACUCAAGUAGUUAAAUUUUCAGAAUGGAUCCAGCAAAAUAUUAACUGAAAUAUACUAUCUUCAAAAUAACUAAGAAAUUUUAAAAUCCAAUUUAAAAUGUGUAUAGCAAAGACAUUAUCCUUCUGUGGACUGAAUUUGAUACAGUUUGUCAGGAAUGCUCAUUACAAAUCCUUGACAUACAGAAAAGAAGUGAUUCAGCAAAGAAUAAUAUAAAUAAAUAUUGGAAAAGACUAUGAAAUGUGUUAUGUCACUGACUUUGAUUUCCUUGCUUUGGAAUUUACAGUUAUUAUUUUACUGUCCCAUUAACACACAAAAGUGCAUUGCUGAAAAUGGUAUUGGGUUUGUUUGUUGGCUUUCCAUUCACAAUGUGAAACAAGUAUGGAUCAAAUAUGUUUGUUGCACAUCAGACAAUUAAUCUUUUUUUAUAUAACAAAAAUAAAUAACUUUUCCUCAUAGGUUGUUGUUGCUAAUAUUAUCCAUAAUAUAUUUAUUGCAAUUAAAACAGUAUAUUCAAAAAAUUAUUAUUAUUAUUGAACUGAACAUAGUGCUUAUUCUGCACUGUAAUUAGAAGGUAAGGACAUGAAAGAAAGUGAAGGAAUUUUAUAAUAGCUUUUUAAAACUGAUGCAUCAUAGAUACAUCUGGUUACCAACUUUUAUAUACCUUUGCAAAGUUUUUGGUAAAAAUGAAAAGUGGAAUUUGUAUUGUAUAAUGAAAGAAUGUAGAAAACCUUUGCUAUGUCGUGAUACAUUUAUUUUUAAAUGCAAAAGGAAAUAAAUGUUUUAACUAAUGUAUUGUACAUUCUGUUAAUGAAAAUGCUAACAUUUUUUAAUAAAUAAAACAAAAUUUCUGUAAAUUAAUUAGAUCAAAAGAAUUACAAAGAAC